AUGGCAACAUCAUUGACAACUCAUAAUAUAUCAGAUCACUACUUGGACGAGCUGUUGGAGGAGAUGAUCAUUGAUCACAAGCUCAGACAACCAACAUCAUCUUCCACGGACAAUGUUUUGAAUUCAAAGGCAACUGGCGAUACACCAGUGGUCAGUCCAGCCAAACCCACCACUUCCACCACAGCAGCGCCACCAUCAGGGGCAGCCACAACAUCCACACCCACAUCCACAUCCACCUCGACAACAACAAACACCACUCCAACAACACCAGCCAAUGUUACAGCAGCCACACCAAAGAAAGAGUCUGUGAACUCGACACAGCCAAAUGCCGCGGCCACUGCCGCAGCGAUCAGCGAGGCGGAACACAAGAGAAGGAUGUCAAAGGUGACUGGAGACCACUUUGACUACUUGGAGACAUUACUCAAUGAUAUGUCGGCCAGCGAUGACUCGUUGCCAAAGACCGAGCAUGCCACCGACCAACAGGAGCAAGACUCGCGCAUCAAGCUGAUGCGACUGACCUCCACAUUCGACUUGGAGUCCACCCUGAUGGACCUGGAGUCGUUCUACUGGAAGUACACACAACAGGGCAAGCGAGCACCAAGUGCACAUCAGCUGAUCAGUAGCCACCUCAACAAGCCAGUUACACAGCCACCAUCCCCACUGGUACAGUCACAGCCACAGCCACAGCCACUAACACAGUCACAGCCACCCAAGAAGUCACCAGCCAACACACUUGCCAGAGAGGCGAUCGAUGCGGCAGACACACUGGAUCUCAUGAUCAACUCGUUUGGAAGCGAGUACUCUGAGGACAAGACAAAGUCUCAGCCAUCAUCAGUCUCGAGCACACCAUUGGUCAAGGCGCCAAGCCAGCCCUACGCACCAGUGAUUACGUCUGGCACGGCAACGGUGCGUCCCGCAUCCAAGCUGAAUGCGCCAGUGGACAUCACCAUGGCCUCGCCACGUCCACCCACACCCAUCGCCACUCUCUCGGCCAACCCACUGUCGCCAAGUCUGGCCUCAGCCGAUCGCGUACUCGAUGAGAUGAUCACACAGUUCAAGGAGUCGAACCCAUCGGCAUCAGUAGGCAAGCAACAACAGUCACGCCAGUCAUCAUACCUAUCACAGCAACACUAUACAAUGUCGCCAGAGGAGCUGAAGAACCUCAAGCAUCUGCAGCUGCAACAACAGGUCGACGAUGACCUCGUGCAGAAGAUCCUGUGCGAGGGCGAGAUAGACGAGAGCUACGUCGCCACGGCCAUGCCACCCAUCACCGAGAAGCCUUGGUACAUCAGCAACGAGAUCAACACCAAAGACAUCAUUGGCUUUGGUAACCAUGGUACCACAUCGCGUGCCGGCAUCUUCAAAGAGAAGCGCAUCGUUGGCAAGUGCUGGACACACAUCACAGCUCAGUCAACACCAGUACUCUUCAACGAGAUUGAGACAUUAGUCACAAUGAAGCAUCCAAACAUAUUGCCACUGAUGGGCGCAUCGCUCACUUCGACGUUCAAUACAUAUUCAGAGUACGUCACUGGCAAUAACUUGGAUAUCGUCCUGAAGAAUCUGGAUGAACGUACCGAGCUACCAUUCAUCGUGCGUGUGUCCGAAGAGAUUGCCUCGGCCCUCGCAUUCCUUCACUCAUUCAAUGUCGUUCAUCGAAGCAUCCACCCAAAGAACAUCCUUUUGAACUCAGACCUGAAGGUCUUCAUCAAAGAUUAUGGAUUCGCAGGACUCAAAGACGAGACUGUCAAGAACAAGCUGUUGCAUCCAAUCAAUAACAAGGUGCUGCACUCACACUACAUGGCCCCGGAACUAUUCCAUGUGCUGUCUGGUGGCAAGGGUGGCUAUGAUACCAAGGUCGAUGUGUUCAGCUUUGGUGUGCUGCUCUGGGAGAUGUUUGCCCGCGAGCUCAAGCUGUCUGACCUCAAGUGCAAUGUAGUCAAUGGCUACUCGCACUACGUCCGUCCCUCACUGGCCAACUGCCCAUUCACUAUCGACAAAUUGAUUAGAUUAUGUAUCUCGAUCGACCCGGCCUCGCGCCCCACCUUCCAGACGAUCAUCAAGGUGUUGCGCCAGCCCAUUCACACGCUGCAGCGAUUCCAGAAGCCUGCCGAGACACCAGAGUCGUCGACUCCCGCGUCAGCAGGCGAUCACCUGCCGCCACCCAACUCACCACGCUACGUGUCACCAUCGGUCACCGUGUUGGACAUGGACAAGAAGGAGAAGAUACAAAAGAUCAUCGCUAUAUGCCACGACCUGAUCUCAUCGCCCACGCUCAACAACCUCACGCGAGCCUCAUCGGCCAUCGAAGUUGUAUGUAGGAGUGAUGACAACCUACCCUACCUCCAACAUCUCAAUGUCUUUGGACUACUCUUCCAACUCGUUGGCACCAACAUCGAAGACAUCCAACUAGUAGCCCUUCGCUCAAUAAGUAACAUGCUCAACAACAAUGACCUCAACGCUGUGUUCCGCAACGUGUUGGGAGUCAAUGCUCUGUUGCAGCUGCUGCAGGAGAGGUCUGAGAACUUGCAGUUCGCCACGAUAAAGAUACUUCAGGUGUUGGCGCAUAGUGAUGCCAACAUACAGGAGAUCGUGUCCAAGGGUGGCAUACCACUAUUGAUCAAACAGAUGUCGUCGGCACAGAAUGAACUCAUCAAGCUCCAAAUCGUCUGGUGUCUGACCAUGCUACUCGAGUCACCCAUCGCACUCGACGAGUUUGUCAAGAUUGGCGGUGCCGAGAUCCUCGUCGAAAUGUUUGUCCAAUCCACCAACGAUGGCUUUGACCUUCGCGUUGCCUCUGCACUCUCAAGGAUACUUCCAUUAACCUACACUCAAGAGUUGAUUAAUGAUGGCGCGCAUAGGGAGAGAGUGUUGGAGAAGUAUAUAUCAUUGAUGGAUUCAAACUUUGAUACGUUGAGAUUGUUGGGACUGGAGGCAGUAUCAAUGCUCAUUCAUAACAGCAGUAAUCAGAACACUGUUGUAGCCGAUAACUUUGUAGUUCCACUAUUGAAGGAGUAUCUAAAGUUGGACUAUAUACAACUUGCACCUCAGAUGGCUGCCAUCAAGAUUAUAUUAGUAUUGGCAUCAUCAUCAUCCACCUCAUCAACCUCCAAAGAUGAUCAUCGAAAGUAUCUCAUCAGCCAAGACCUAAACACACUACUUGGCAAACUCAACAGUUCAUCGCCACAUCCAUCCAUCCAAAAAGUGACCAAGAAGAUACUCGCCAUGCUCAAGUAG
This is a messenger RNA of Acytostelium subglobosum LB1, 3234 nucleotides long. RefSeq lists its product as hypothetical. Gene Ontology annotation, cellular component: cytoplasm. The coding region runs from base 1 to 3234 and encodes 1077 amino acids. Gene Ontology annotation, biological process: signal transduction; protein phosphorylation. Gene Ontology annotation, molecular function: protein kinase activity; protein binding; ATP binding. The transcript is spliced from 6 exons. The record is from RefSeq and is a predicted model, not a curated record. NCBI's taxonomy places the organism in Eukaryota, Evosea, Eumycetozoa, Acytosteliales, Acytosteliaceae.